UGCUAGGGCAUCGAUUUUAGAUUCGAUUCGGUGCCGCGUUGGCAAGCGAUGUUCCUGAAACGGAAAUGCCGCAAGAGAAACGCCAUCCGUCGGAGUCCAGGAGGCAGCGUGGCCUCCAGACGUUGGUCAUCUUUCGACGCAGCCUCAUCUAUCAGACCAAGGAAUUCUUCCAGAACUCAACGCUCCAUGGCGUACGCUAUAUUGCCGAAACGGGACGACCCAUCGGUGAGAAGUUUAUGUGGUUCUGUUUCACAUCGAUUGGUGCCGUCACCGCUUUGGUCAUCAUUAUGAGCCUCUGGGAGAAGUUCCAGACCAAUCCGACUAUUACCGGUCUGGACACGGACUUUCACAACCAGAAUGUGGUCUUCCCAACAACCGUCGUUUGUCCGGAGGCUGCCUUUGACCACGAUAAGACCUAUGAGAAGGUCUACAAAACGCUGGCUAACUACGACGAGACGCAGGCUCAAAUGUACACGCCGUUCAUGCGGCUGCUGACAUCCUUGAACUUCGAGAGCAUUCGGGAUGCCAAGGUACUGUCGCAGUCGAUACCGCAGAAUCUGCUGGAUGAACACACCAUCCGGGAAUGGGCCUUCGAGGGACACAUCAGCUGCGAGAGCACAUUUGUGUCGUGCAAGUAUCGCGACGAGGAGAUACCCUGUUGCGAACACUUUGAGCCCAUUUACACAGAGCAUGGCUUCUGCUAUGCUUUCAAUAGCCGAUUCAAGUCCACGCCCACUGAAGAUAUAAAGACCGGGGCACCUCAUGAUCUCUACGAAACGGACAAGAAGUGGGCGCUCUUCUUUAUUCCAAACAGCACUUCGAGUAUCUUCAUUUUCUCCAAUGAGGAAUAUUUCGGAGCAGAUUUCAAUGCACAUAUCGAUUGGUCAGAUCCACAGUUGGUGGAAGUGAGGAUAUCGAAGAAGAAUACCUAUACGACGGACGAUGCUCGACAGCUGUCGAUUGGCCAAAGGAAGUGCAUCUUCAGCGACGAGGUGAAACUCAACUACUUUCCAGAUGCCUAUACCUUCUCCUCCUGCAUGAAACAGUGUCGAAUGAACAAGGCCAUAAAGCUAUGCAAAUGCAAUCCGCCAUUCUACAAGCCAAUACCUAAUGUACCCAUGUGCAGUGUAAAAGAUUUCGAUUGCCUCGAUGAGUUUAAGUCGAACAUCACCAACAUCAAGGACUGCCUGCAGUGCGAGCUCAGCUGUUCGAAAACAGUUUUCAACAUUGAUAAGCUGAUCAAACUGUCCGAUAAAGCUGAUACCUCAGGUGUGCUGGUGGAGUUCCUCACCUGGCCCAUUAUCCGCUACAAACGUGAGGUACUUUUCGGCUGGGUGGAUCUGCUGGUGUCCUUUGGCGGUAUUGCCAGUCUUUUCCUUGGCUUUUCUUUGCUUUCCGGUGUGGAGAUAAUCUAUUACUUUACCCUGCGUGCCUGCUGCAUGGUCUAUAAAAAUCGACAAGAACUCUAUGAAAUCGAGGAGAAAAUUCGUCGGGAGCCACCACCUAAAAUAGAUCUACAACUCUCUUUGAUGUCCCAUUCAAAGGUUAAGGAUAUGCCCACUUCGGCUGUGGUGAGGGUAAAACCAGCAGAGGACACUCUGGGGGGAUCAAAUCCCUUGGGCAGUUAUCAAAGAAGGCAUGAUAAGGUUAGUCUGCGGGCGAAACUAACUUCCUUAGAAGAAGAUAUAUUUCUGAAAUGUUUCCUUUUCAGGACUAUACUAACUACACAAAUAACUAUUAUAAAACACCCAAGGUCCUGCAAGGCUAUGGACACACAGAUACUACGAAAACUCCCUGGACAACUUAUGAUCACUCGCAAUAUAUGCCUUAAAGUUAAGACAGUAAAUUCUUUUAUUAAUAAUAUCUUAAUAUAUUUAACUAUCAAAAUAUUUUUUUUAAAUCAAAGAAGAGCAUGAAAAAUAUCUAAUUAGCAUGUAAAAUCAAGACAAAAUCGACCUAAAAACAAUUCUAAUAAACUAAAAUAUAACUAAUCCGGAAGAAACUAAUAUAUUAAUAUCCAAAAACCCGUUAAAUCAAUUAUUUUAUAAUGCUAACUCUCAAGAAAGAUAAACUUGCACCAGCUGCUGCGAAAUAGCCUCUUGCCUUAAAGUUUACUUAUAUAUUUUUUUUUGAAAAUAAUAUCUUUAUAUUGUAUUACUCAGAUAUAUAUAAUAUAUAUGUGCACCAGCAAUAAAGAAAUAUCCGCUAGUGAAAUACUUUCGACUGCCGCUGGAAUGUUUCGAUGGGUUUUGCUCCCAAUUAAACUUCAGUUCUGUGCUGCAUACUUAGCGGCGCCACGGCGGGUUCACUGCACCAUACUGGCUGGUGGUUGGUAAAAAAGGUAGGCGAAGGGUAUGGUAAACUAACCGCCGAGCCACCCGCAAAGCUCCCAUCUUCAGUUCCAACUGCAUCUGUGGCUCCCAACCCCGAAAACCCAAACCCACUGCCAAAUCCCCGGCAUUCAGCCACAGCUCAGCAAAGGCGAAAAGCAUUUUUCAGUUAACAUCGUUGCUGGCUCAUUGUUAAUUCCCGAUAGUGUUGGCUAGUAAUGGCCAUUAAAAUGGCUAAAUGUAUGUUUUUAAUUUACAAAUGAAAUUUUGCCUAUUUUCAUGAGAAUUAUAUAGGGAAAAAGGUUUGUGGGUAUGCAUUUUUAAGUUUUUGGUAAACUUUAAUAAAGAAAGUUAAUAAAAAAUGAUCAAAAAUUAUGGCUUGAACUUAAAGGAAGGGAUUUACUA
Messenger RNA from Drosophila eugracilis, 2735 nucleotides. It is a transcript of the gene ppk23, whose product is annotated as sodium channel protein Nach. Lineage: Eukaryota; Metazoa; Arthropoda; Insecta; Diptera; Drosophilidae. The record is from RefSeq and is a predicted model, not a curated record. Gene Ontology annotation, molecular function: ligand-gated sodium channel activity. The transcript is spliced from 7 exons. Gene Ontology annotation, biological process: sodium ion transmembrane transport. The coding region runs from base 66 to 1916 and encodes 616 amino acids. Gene Ontology annotation, cellular component: membrane.